GUUUACUUACGGAGCACACAGAAGCCACUUCUGAGCAUGGCUUUUUUUUUUCAAAUCACGUAAUUCAUGAAGAAUAAGAUAGUUCAAGAUUAAUGUAUACAUUUUAUUUCUGACUGGCAUGUGAUGGUCAACGCUGCACUGAACUGCUUCGUUAUUUAAACCAUGUGUCUGAACUCCAAGCGACAAUGCUUUGGCUCCUUUUGUGCAUCGUGGAUGUUCUUGUGGCCUCGUUUGAGGUGACUAUCCCUAAUAAACAUCUGCUGGCAAUUCAAGGUCGUCCAGCUGUACUGGGCUGUGAGUUCACACCGGAUCCUGACCUCUCCAGUCUCGUUGUUACCUGGCAACGACUGGAAGAUGCACAGGUUGUCCACAGUUACUAUUAUCAACAGGACCAAUUGGACAGACAGAGUCCAGAAUACCACACUCGGACCUCAUUGUAUGUUUCAGAGCUUCAUAAAGGAAAUGGCUCUCUAAGGAUUGCAGCAGUUAGACCAAAAGAUGCAGGCCAAUACAUGUGCAUAGUGAGCAACACAAAGGGAACAGGAAAAGACUUGAUGGAAGUGACCUAUGAAGCCUCAUUUGAGGUGACUAUCCCUAAUAAACAUCUGGUAGCAAUCCGAGGUCGUUCAGCUGUACUGGGCUGUGAGUUCACACCUGAUCCUGACCUCUCCAACUUGGUUAUUACCUGGCAAAGACAGGAAGAUGCACGGGUUGUCCACAGUUACUAUUAUCAACAGGACCAAUUGGACAGACAGAGUCCAGAAUACCAAACUCGGACCUCAUUGUAUGUUUCAGAGCUUCAUAAAGGAAAUGGCUCUCUAAGGAUUGCAGCAGUUAGACCAAAAGAUGCAGGUUGGUACCUGUGCACAGUGAGCAACACAAAGGGAACAGGAAGAGCCUUGAUGGAAGUGACCUAUGGAGCUCUUUACUCUGAGCCCAGGUUAAGCAUCCACGUAAACUCCUCUGCUUUGAAAGUGCAGUUUGAGACAGAAGGUUUUCCCAAACCUGAGGUGAUCUGGCUGGGGGAACAUGACCAGAACCUCAGCUAUAACCUGGAGAUCCACGGACAGACAGAAGAUGGACUUUAUUUCAUAAAGACCAUCUGUGAGGCCCAGAAGCCAGUGAUUAAUAUCUCAUUUACACUUAAAAAUCCCCUCCUGAACCAGAACCUGCAGAGACCAGUGGUUCUCAGCUAUGAUGAGGACACCACAGACCAUAUGGUCAUAGUACUUGCUGUCCUCUCAAUGGUUUGCAUUCUUCUGGUUAUUGGCAUCAUAUGGUUAGCAGUGCAGAAGCAGAACAAGCGGAGAUCUACCCUGUGAUGAACCGUGAGAAUUAAUGAAUGUGAUUUUGCUUGUUAACAAGCUUAGACAUGCUGAGAGGACUCAGUUUUUGUGGCUCAAUGUGAUUUAUUUCUUUGAUCUUGGCUGACGUGGAAUUGCUGUGGCUUGCUUUCAGCCCAGAUUUGGCAAACAGGAGCAGUCUGCACAAGUGCCCUCAUUCCAUGCUACCUGUGGGCCAGAUCAUAAUUCUACAGCUGCCAGAUGUGGGCUGGAACUGGGCCAACAAUAUGUUUCUAUCAUCUGGGUACUGGGUCAUUAGAACCCAUGGGUGAGCAUCCCCUAAUGGCCUCAAUAAUACCUCUUCCAGCAGCAACAUUUUUUUUUUGGUUUUCCCAGGAGGUCUCCCAUCCAGAGACUGACCAGGUUUAAUUCUGCUUAUCUUGAGUGGGCAACCAGUCUUGUGCUGCAGGGUGAUAUGACUGUGGGGAAAUUUAGGCAUGCAUACAUUACAAAUCCAGAUCAAAUAUAAUUUCACACAAUUUAAGCAUUGCACUCUGUCUGUAAACCUUUUUAGAAAUAGGUGUUAUCGUAAUUCUCUGUUCUCUUGUUUCGCAAUAAAUAUAGGGAGGGGACUGCCAUAUUGACAGCUUCGAUGAAUUGUAUUUAUAAGUAAAAAGGUUAUGGUCUUUAUUUUUCUCUUCAAUGCAGCUCAGUGAAAACAAUAUUUGUAGGGAAAACUGACAAACAGGUAUAGAAUUUCAUGAGGGUAUUAGAUUAUUACCACAUUUACAUCCUGGUAGUUCACCUUAAAAAAACUGAUAUUCUGUCAUCAGGUAUGCAUCUACAUGUCAUUUCAAUGUCAUUUCAAACCUGCAUGACGUACCGUCUUCUCUGAAACACAAAAUAUUUCGAGUUUUCAACUGUUUUGUCCACACAAUGAAAGUUAAUGCCAUUCAAAACAACACUGGAUACCCCUGACUUUCACUGUAUGGGCCAUAUUUAUUAUUAAACUGGAAUUGAUUUAACACUAUAUUGAUGUCAAGCUUGAAGCAUGUUUCUUGAGGAGGGAAAACAUUGAAGACCCUGCAGAGACAUGUAUGAAAUUCAUUCAAUCUCAAAUUCGUUCACACAGUGGUAGUGAUGCAUUUCACAAAUAUCAAUUGUUUAUUCAGUCCAGUCUGUAAAAACUAAGUGACCUAGGAAAAAUGUGUUGUAUGUUUUUGUUUUCUUUUAUUUUUGUAUUUUUUUUACUCUGCAGUCAAAUCACUGACACAUCGUAACUUGAAUGAUGGUGGUAACAAAACAAAUCUGUACUAACAAGGUUUAUGAAUACAGCUAGAUGCAUGACUUGCUUCAAAUGUCAUUCAGAGUAACCUGAAGCUGGUGAAAAUUACACACUACAUUUAGAACAAAUCACAACCCGGCAUCCUUCUGUUAGCUUAUGCAUUAAUAUAACGUAUUGUAGCAAUAAUUUUACAUAGUUGUUUAUUCAUCAAAUGUUAAAUUACUAUGUCCUUCAGUUUCAUAUUUUUAAGAUGGUCUUUGUCUUGGUUAAAAGUCAAGUAAACAAAAAAAACCUCCCAUUUUAUUUUGUUUGUUAACCUAUGACAUUACAUAUUUUUGGUAUAUAAUGUCACAGGUUAUUGGUAGUGUGGCAUAAUGCUAAAUAAACCAGUUAAAAUAUAUAUGUAUUUUUAUUUUCAUUCUUUUCUUCUGAGGUGAUGUGAAGAAUGUUUUUCUCAGUGACAUACAAAGGACUGUUAUUCUUAAGAUAAUAAACAUUACCUCAUGCA
Messenger RNA from Carassius auratus (goldfish), 3076 nucleotides. Its product is annotated as immunoglobulin superfamily member 10-like. Gene Ontology annotation, biological process: T cell receptor signaling pathway; regulation of cytokine production. Gene Ontology annotation, cellular component: external side of plasma membrane. The record is from RefSeq and is a predicted model, not a curated record. Gene Ontology annotation, molecular function: signaling receptor binding. NCBI's taxonomy places the organism in Eukaryota, Metazoa, Chordata, Actinopteri, Cypriniformes, Cyprinidae. Bases 186 to 1322 code for a protein of 378 amino acids. The transcript has 6 exons.